AUGGACUUCACAGAGGACCUCCUGCUCAUGUCACCUGAGACUGAUGCAGCCGGCGCGUCACCUGCACCUGACGACCUCCUCCUCACCUCACCUGAUGCAGCUGUACCUGAGGACCUCCUGCUCACCUCACCUGCACCUGAUGCUGCUGGCAUGUCACUGGUCCUGGAUGAUGGAGUGAUGAUGGCAGAGGUGGAGUGCAGAGAGACAGGAGCGGAGUGGAGAUCCAUAGGAAGCGACCCCCCCGCUCCUCCAAACGCCUGUGGAAAGACUCACGUCAUCCCCAGUGCUGAUGCUGAAUAUGCGACUCAGUUCAGAGAGACGGACACUUCCAGGGGGCUGUCGACGCAUCAAGAACCAGAACUAGCUUCACACAUCCUGUCGACGCAUCAAGAACCAGAACUAGCUUCACACAUCUCAGAUUCAGCAAGAGAACAAACUGCUCUGGUGACGCCUCAUUCAGAGCCUGAAUCUGAAUCAAAACUCAGCGACCAAGAGGAAGCAGAGCAUGGAGUGAAGAGCAUCCAGCCAUCUGAUGAAGGGAGUGGAUCGGGGAGUAGAAAGGUGACGUCCCAAUCAGAGAGUGGAGAGGAGGAGGAAGAGGAGGAAGAGGAGGAGGAGGAAGAUGAAGGCGACAGAAGACCCACACAGCACCAGGAGGAGGAAGAGGAGGAGGAGGAAGAGGUGAUGGACGAAGGAGGACAGGAGGAGGAAGAGGAGGAGGAAGGAGACAGAGUCCCAGCCACACAACAGCAGCAGGAGCAGGAGGAGGAGGAAGAAGAGGAGGAGGUGAUGGACGAAGGAGGACAGGUGGAACAGCUGCCAACGCAAGAAGACAAGAAAACACCUGCUGUCACACCUCACACACAUCCAGGCGCAAUCAUCACACACUCCAGACACGAACGUGAGGAGCCACAAGCUGACGAAACGGAAAUCCUCAGAGAGGGCGAUGUAGAGUCUGAACCAGAGGUGGAUCCACAAGCGGACACAGAGUCUGAACCAGAGGUGGAUACACAAGCGGACACCGAGUCUGAACCAGAGGUGGAUACACAAGUGGACACCGAGUCGGAACGGACACGAGGGGAAGGAGACAGAAGACCCGCCACACAGGAGGAGGAGGAGGAGGAGGAAGAGGAGGACGAUGAUGAGGAGGAAGACACAGGAGACACCAACACUCAUCAAACAAUGACUGGAGAGUCCACCGACGUGGCUGAUGUGGCAGAGGAGGAGGUGGAGGAAGAGGAGGAGAAAGAUGGUGGCCUUUCAGGUGAGGAAGAGGAGAACGGAGACACAGGAGACAGUGACGCUCAUCACGUCGUACCUAUGAAGAUGGAGACCGGAGAGUCCACUGACGUGGGUGACGAGGCCUCAAGGUCAGCGCUGAAGAGGAAGAUGGACAGUGUUGUCAGAACAGAGGAAGAGGAGGAUGAGACGGACAUCACUAAGACACCGAAGAAGACGUCUGCAGCACAGGACUCCACACCACAAGUGGAGCUGUUCCCUCUGGACGUCUCCAUCCACAAGUCUCGCCUGUCCGUGAAGAACCGUCUGGCGCGCCCCCCUAGUGACCCCCGCGCCCUCCUCCACCUGCCCUCCCUGGAGCCCACUCCUCGGCCAACCGUGACCCCCGACCCCGAGGGAGCGGUGACCCCUGCAGACCGCGGAGAGCAGCAGUCCGGCCGGGGUCACCCGCACAAGAAGCCGCCCGCGUUUGGGGUGCCCAUGCCAGGGGUCGGAGGGAUGGGAGUCAAACUGCCAGGGCUUGGAGCCGCUGGGUUUCCGGUGCUCAGAAAAACCACCAGAGGAGCAAAAGAGGAAGAGAAGAUCGAGAGCUCGCAGCCACAGGUUGAGGGCAGCUCAGAGGAGGCUCCUCAGCAGAGCAAACCCAAGUGGACACCACCAAAGCACGCCAUCGGGAUGGGGAACCCUUUUAUGAUGGCUGAACUGAAGGGGAAAUUAAAGAAGACCCCAAAAGAAUAGGACGCCGCCCAGUGACCCACACUGCGUGGUCAUUCAGCCUAUAGCCUAUCUGUCAAUGCUGCAUUAUCUGUGCAAAAAUGUGGACAUGUGUGAAAGCCUGAUGUUUGUACAAAAAAAAGUUAAUUAAAGCAUAAUGCACUUCUUCACAUAGGCCUACAGUGAGCAUAACUGAAAAGGCCAAUGAAAUGACAUGUAGGCCUAUGGACAGUCUUGUUUGUUUGUUUAUUUUUUCAGUCAUUGAAGAUGAAAUAAAUUGCAUGAAUGUG
Messenger RNA from Engraulis encrasicolus (European anchovy), 2243 nucleotides. RefSeq names its product cilia- and flagella-associated protein 251. The transcript is spliced from 6 exons. The coding region runs from base 1 to 1977 and encodes 658 amino acids. Lineage: Eukaryota; Metazoa; Chordata; Actinopteri; Clupeiformes; Engraulidae. The record is from RefSeq and is a predicted model, not a curated record.